Messenger RNA from Clonostachys rhizophaga, 432 nucleotides. The record is from the annotation of a GenBank genome assembly. NCBI's taxonomy places the organism in Eukaryota, Fungi, Ascomycota, Sordariomycetes, Hypocreales, Bionectriaceae.
AUGGCCGGAGGCAAGGGCAAGUCAUCUGGGGGCAAGAGCUCCGGCGGCAAGACAAGCGCUGCUGAGGGUCCCAAGAAGCAGAUGAGCCAUUCCGGACGCGCUGGUCUUCAGUUUCCUUGCGGUCGUGUGAAGCGAUUCCUCAAGAACAGGACACAGAGCAAGAUGCGCGUCGGCGCCAAGGCUGCCGUCUACGUUACCGCCGUUCUCGAAUACCUUACCGCCGAAGUUCUGGAGCUGGCUGGCAACGCCGCCAAGGAUCUCAAGGUCAAGCGUAUCACACCCCGCCACCUCCAACUGGCCAUCCGUGGCGACGAGGAACUCGACACCCUCAUCCGUGCCACAAUCGCUUUCGGUGGUGUUCUGCCACACAUCAACCGCGCCCUGCUCCUCAAGGUUGAGCAGAAGAAGAAGGCCAAGGCCCUGGAGGGUUGA